Molecule: messenger RNA, 3567 nt
Organism: Daldinia decipiens
Lineage: Eukaryota; Fungi; Ascomycota; Sordariomycetes; Xylariales; Hypoxylaceae
Product: CHAT domain-containing protein
Exons: 11
Coding region: 1-3567 (1188 amino acids)
Molecular function (GO): protein binding
Source: RefSeq, a predicted model, not a curated record
AUGAAACUAUUUCACCUCGAUCCGGAAAUCAUCAACGACCUCGGUGACAUGAACAACGAAGAGCUCCUCCUCCUCUCCAUGAUGCACGAGGAUACGGUAAUAGAUAACCAAGUAGAGUUAUAUGUCUAUGCCUCUCUCCUUCUCUUUACGCGAAACCAGUCAUUCGAAUGUCUCCGCCGAGCUAUGCAAUUGACGAAGCAAUGGAUCACGACACUGGGCCUUUUUGACCACGAUCGCGAACGAAGAUUCAGCAUCCUCAAUUUGCUAUCACUGCGAGCCAACAGGCUUAGCUUCACGGGAGAUUACGUUAAACAUUCGUAUACCCAAGAUGUAUCAGAUCUAUCAGUACUUGACGAUCUAGAUGGUUUGAUCUAUCAGGCCGUCGUGGUCUUCAGCAGGUAUCAGCAAACAGGCAUUCUGCAUUACUUAAACGAGGCCAUUCGCAUGCUGGAGCAAGCGAUCACUGUAGCACCAAGGAGCACGGCGUUAAGUAACCUAGCUGCAUGUCGGCUAGGAAACUUAAGCAUGAUGCUCGGCCGCCGGUUUGACCAAACAGACUCAAUAGACGACUUGAGGCAUUCCAUUAACACCUUGAAUAUGCAACUAGAGUCUACUACACCGCUAGACCAUCCUCAUCGAAUCGAUUGUCUAGUGAGACUAGCGGCGCGGCUUAACCAACUUUAUGAGAAAACUGAUCUAAUCGAGGAUUUAAAUCGCGCCAUUGAAGUUUCGGAAAUGACUGUCGAUAUCAUGUCGGAAAACCAUCCCGAUAGACGCCCCCCAUUAAUAUGCCUUGGAAUCCAGUUCGGUGUUCGAUUCGAGCAAACCGGUUCGAUGGACGAUUUAAACCGUUCCAUCGAUAUUUUGAACGAGGCUUUAAACACUAACUUCAGACAAUCCAAAACUGUCAUAACUUCAGAUCAUCCCGCUUACGCACCCGCUUUGAACUGUCUUGGGUCCUGUUUCAGUGACCGGUUUCGACGAACCAAUUCGGAAGAUGACAUGAAUCGUUGUAUCGACAUGUUCAGUAUGGCAGUGGAUGCCACACACGAAGAUAGUCUCGCCGACCUGGCUAAUCGAAUGAGUAACCUUGGGACCGCUUUGGUAAACCGAUAUAGCCGGACAGGUUCGAUGAGCGACCUUAACAGCGCCCUCGACAAGCUAGAUAUGGCAACAAACCUCGUGCCUGUUGGCCAUCGUGCAUAUAUAAGUGUAAGAAAUAAUUUGGCGAAUUGCCUUGGAAAUCUUGACCGUGCCGUUAGUAUUCUAACAGGUAUUUUAUACGCCCUUGCCUUACGGCUUAACGAUUUGAACCACGCCAUCGAUAUCACCACAGCGGUGGUGGACGCUACACCUCAUAAUCACCCUCGCCAAGCCGAACGGCUAGCACUUUUCGGAGAGGUCCUUACCUCGCGAUAUCAGCAGACUGGUUCGAUAGCUGAUCUGAGCCGCUCAAUCCCCGAGGAUCAUCCUGCUCGAUCUAAGCUCCUGGAUUCCCUUGCAGCUGGACUUGUCUUUCGGUUCGUACAGACUGGUUCGAUGGAUGAUUUGAACCGUUCUAUUGAGCUUUCAAACAUAGCCAUGAACAUUCCCAUCCAUGAUCAACCUGGCCGCGCCGUUCUAUUAAUGAAUUUUGCAUCCCGACUAGGCCGUCGAUUUGAGCGAGACGGCUCCAUAUAUGAUUUGAACCAUGCCACGCCCCUAGACCACCGCGAUCGAGCUUCUCGGUUAGGGACCCUCGCAAUUUGGCUAAGCAACCGGUAUGAUCGGACUGGUUCGAUGAAUGACUUGGAUCGUGCUAUUGAGGUCUCAAAAAUGUCAAUAAGAUGGCUCGAGCAUAGGUAUAAUGUGACCGAGUCGGCAGAUGAUUUGGACUGGAGGCUUCGCUCGUAUAAAGAGGAAUGGGACUGUCACGCCGCAGGCGCACGCGAUCGGGUUCGUGCGGCUUAUGCAGCUGCCCAAGUCUUGACACUACAAUGCAAGUGGGAAGAGUCCAGCCAACUUCUAGAGGAAGCCAUCCACCUUUUCCCAGCCAUAAGCCCGCGGUCUUUGAAGCAUACUGAUAAGCAGCAUAUGCUUGGUAAGGACUUGGCUGGCUUAGCUUCUUUGGCGGCGGCGGUUUCUCUAAAUGCGGGAAAGGGGGCCGACAAUGCGCUGCGGCUUCUUGAACUUGGACGCGGUAUCAUUGCUGGCCUAUUGAUAGAUAUGCGCACGGAUAUUUCAGAUCUCCAGCAGAAAUACCCGGAUUUGGCAGACAAGUUUUCAUCUCUACGAGACGAGCUGAAUUCGCCAGCGGUCUUACCUAGCGAUGAUCCAUCUACCUGGGAAUCGAAAGCUAAACAACGUCGCGAUGCGGAUGAAAGGUUCAACGAACUCAUCACGAAAAUUCGUGCUAAUCCUGAGUUCCACAACUUCCUGUUGCCUCCGGACCGGGCUGAGUUGAUAUCUGCAGCAGACCCUGAUCCCAUCGUCAUUGUUAAUCUGAGCCCAUGUCGAUGCGAUGCGUUCCUUAUUGAGAGAACGCAGAUCAGGGUGUUGAACUUGCCUGACUUAAAUCUGCUCGAUGCCAAAAGAUGGGUUCAUUACCUUCAGUCGCCUCGAAAAACUGAUUCCUCUACAGCCAAAAUGUUAGAGUGGCUGUGGAAAGUUGUUUGCCGCCCAUGUCUAGACGAACUAGGUUAUAAAACCCCUAACUCUGGCAACCUUCCCCACGUGUGGUGGAUUCCUACAGGACUUCUAAGUCGGUUACCACUCCAUGCGGCUGGAAGACAUGUAUCUGGGUCUAGCGAGACCACACUGGACAGAGUCAUGUCAUCGUAUGCCUCGUCAAUCAAAGCCUUGGUUCACGGCCGUCGACGUCUCCCGCACGAUCCCGCAAAACUUUCAUCUAACCAUGCUCUUCUAGUAGCCAUGAAGCAAACGCCGGGGCUAACUACAAACGGAUUUCUUCCUUUUGCCACGAGGGAAACCGAUAUGUUAAGCAAUCUCUGUCCCUCGCUCCAGUUGACGCCAGUUAUGCCCGUGCCACGCAAAAGCGAUGUCAUGGAGCACCUAACCAAAUGCCAGAUAUUCCACUUUGCAGGCCAUGGAAAAUCCGAUCCCUCAGAGCCUUCGCAAAGCUGUUUGCUUCUCCAAGACUGGGAAACCGAUCCACUUACCGUGGAAGAUCUGCGUGAUCGGGAGCUUCAGAAGAGACCGCCCUUUUUAAGUUAUCUAUCGGCUUGUUCGACUGGAUCAAACGAGGCAGAGGAUCUAGCUGACGAGGGUAUCCAUCUCGUGAGCGCCUUUCAACUGGCGGGCUUUCGACACGUUGUAGGCACUCUCUGGCAGGUAUCAGAUAGUCACUGCGUUGAUGUAGCGAGGGUUCUAUACGAGACGCUGCGAAAUGAGGGGAUGACGGAUGUCGCGGUCUGUCGGGGACUACAUCGAGCCGUGAAACAGUUGCGCGAUGAUGAAAUCAAAAUGUACAAGAAGAGGAUGAGAGAUGCCACAGUUAUAGAGUCGGAGAGUGACGAAGAGGCAUCGGGAUGCUUUAACUGGGUUCCCUACAUUCAUUUUGGUGUUUAG